AAGGUAGUUGGAUUUGAGUAGUUUAAAGUAAAGAACAAGGAAUGUGGAGUUGCAAGUAGUGCGAGAUAACUGAAGAAGUUGGUUAAUAUAAGAGUUCUGUUUUAUUGAGAUAUUUUAGUGUAGAACAGUAAUAAUGUUCAACCGAAUUUUAGUAACUGUGAUCAUCACCAUCAACACAAUCACUCGCCUGGAGGCUCAUCCCGAACCACCUAUCGGUAGUAGUGGUGGUGGCGGUGGGGGUCGCGCCCCAUAUCCACCAGCCCGCCCGGAGAGACAAGGCUACAGCUACGGUCCGCCGCCUCCACCGUCGAUAACCGUCAACAGCUACGGGACGGCCACCUCCGAAUACGGACCGCCCACACCGGCUCCCAUCAUCCACAAGCACGUCUAUGUGCACGUUCCGCCACCAGAGCCAGAAGUUAUCACCACCAGGAAACCCUUCGCGAUUCCACCCGCCCAGAAGCACUACAAGAUCGUAUUCAUCAAAGCUCCGUCGCCUCCGGCGCAAGCGCCACCCAUCAUCCCACCCCUGCCGCAGAACGAAGAAAAGACCCUGGUGUACGUGUUGGUGAAGAAACAAGACGAACCCGACGACAUCAUCAUUCCAACGCCUGCUGCGACCCCACCGUCGAAACCGGAGGUCUAUUUCAUUCGCUACAAAACGCAGAAGCAGGAAGGCAGUCCCGGUGGGCCUUAUCCUGCCAGCGGUUCGCCCCCAGGUCCAGAGUAUGGAGCCCCGCCGAGUAAACCACCCAGCAACAGCUACGGUGUACCACUAUAGAUCCAUCCUGUCCGAGUACAUCUUCCAUAAGUUCUUGAAACUGUUCAGUGGUCUUCCACCAGUCUGAGAUUGGCGUUUAGAGGCGUUUGAAAGGAACAACAUCAUUUUUUACAUUGUAAAAUCGCUUGUAUAUAUUUAGCAUUACGCAUGACACUAAAAACUA
Toxorhynchites rutilus septentrionalis is the source of this 944-nucleotide messenger RNA. RefSeq lists its product as uncharacterized. NCBI's taxonomy places the organism in Eukaryota, Metazoa, Arthropoda, Insecta, Diptera, Culicidae. The record is from RefSeq and is a predicted model, not a curated record. The coding region runs from base 134 to 781 and encodes 215 amino acids. The transcript has 4 exons.